CCCGCCUCUCCUGCAAGCUCUUUGCAAGAUCUGAUUCGGGAGCUGUGGCUGAUUGCAAUGGGAAGCAGCGUUGGGGAGAACAAAGUUUGCAACACUUGGGCACUUGACUACUCGCUUCCUUCGUGCCUAUGGGAACGACCGAUCCCUAAACAGAACAGCCAGCCGGGCAACUGACACUAUUGAUGACUUGCUGCUGUUGCAAAGUUUCCGCUAUUUUAAUGUAUUAAAAUCCAGGAUCCUAAAUAACCAGCCCUCCCAACCCGCUCCCCUUCUAGGUAGGCGAGAGAGAUUUUUAUUCUGUGGACUAGCAAACUUCCUGCAUGGAAAUUUACUGACUUGAGUGGUCUCCGUUUUGGGCUAAGGGGGAGGGAAGGAUUUUUUUCAUCGCACUUUAAUUUUAUUUCUCUGGAUCACAGGAUUUUUGGAGCUAUAUGGAGGGAUCUCAGGAUGGUUUGCACCAGGAAAACCAAAACUUUAGUGUCCACUUGCGUGAUCUUGAGUGGAAUGACUAACAUCAUCUGCCUGCUCUACGUGGGCUGGGUCACCAACUACAUUGCCAGUGUCUAUGUGAAAGUGCAGGAGCCGAUCUCAGAGAAAAAGUUAGAGGAAGACAAAGGGGACACUUUAAGGAUUAUAGAAAGGCUGGAUCACUUGGAAAAUGUCAUCAAGCAGCACAUACAAGAAACUCCACCAAAGCUGGAAGAAAAUCCUGCUGAAGCUUUCACUGACUCAUCCCUCUUUGCUCACUGGGGCCAGGACCUCAGUCCUGAAAACCGACGCAUUGCCCUUAAACAAUUCCAGUAUUAUGGCUACAAUGCUUACUUGAGUGAUCGCCUACCAUUGGAUAGGCCACUACCUGACCUGAGGCCUAAUGGGUGCAGAAACCUCACAUUUCCCAACAGCCUUCCUGAGGUCAGCAUUGUUUUCAUAUUUGUUAAUGAAGCCCUCUCAGUGAUUCUGCGCUCCAUUCAUUCUGCUAUUGACCGGACUCCUCCUCACCUGCUCAAAGAAAUUAUCUUAGUGGAUGAUAACAGUAAUAAUGAAGAACUCAAGGAGAAACUAAAGGAGUAUGUGGACGAGGUGAAUAUGCGGAAGCCUGGAUUCAUCAAGGUGGUCCGGCACAGCAAGCAAGAGGGGCUGAUCCGGUCUCGAGUCAGUGGAUGGAGAGCUGCCACAGCACCAGUUGUUGCGCUCUUCGAUGCUCAUGUGGAAUUCAACGUUGGAUGGGCUGAACCAGUACUCAUGAGGAUAAAGGAAAACAGAAAAAGGGUCAUUUCUCCUUCGUUUGAUAACAUCAAAUAUGAUAAUUUUGAAAUAGAGGAAUAUCCCCUGUCGGCGCAGGGGUUUGACUGGGAACUGUGGUGUCGAUAUCUGAAUCCUCCAAAAUCAUGGUGGAAGCUGGAAAACUCAACUGCUCCGAUAAGAAGCCCUGCACUGAUUGGAUGCUUCAUAGUAGACAGGGAGUACUUCCAAGAGAUUGGCUUACUAGAUGAAGGCAUGGAGGUCUAUGGAGGAGAGAAUGUGGAGCUUGGGAUCAGGGUAUGGCAAUGUGGAGGUAGUGUUGAGGUGUUGCCUUGCUCCAGGAUUGCCCAUAUUGAAAGAGCCCAUAAGCCGUACACAGAAGACCUCACUGCUCAUGUCCGAAGGAAUGCGCUAAGAGUGGCCGAAGUCUGGAUGGAUGAAUUUAAAAGCCAUGUUUACAUGGCAUGGAAUAUACCCCAAGAGGAUUCUGGAAUUGACAUUGGUGAUAUUUCUGAGAGGAAGGCCCUGAGGAAAAAACUACAAUGCAAGACCUUUAGAUGGUAUCUUGUCAGUGUGUAUCCAGAAAUGAGAAUGUACUCAGACACUAUUGCCUAUGGGGUGCUGCAGAAUUCCCUGAAAAGUGAUUUGUGCCUUGAUCAGGGGCCAGACACAGAAAAUAUUCCAAUCAUGUAUAUCUGCCAUGGAAUGACACCACAGAAUGUUUAUUAUACAAGUAAUCAGCAGAUCCAUGUGGGUGUUCUGAGUCCCACUAUUGAUGAUGAUGACAACAGAUGCCUGGUGGAUGUGAACAGCAGACCCAGACUCAUUGAAUGCAAUUAUGCCAAAGCCAAGAGGAUGAAGCUUUACUGGCAAUUUACUCAGGUAAUUUACUCAGGGAGGUCCAAUCCAGAACAGAAAAUCCAAGCGUUGCCUGGAGUUACAGGAAAACAGUGACAAUGAAUUUGGAUUUCAGCUGGUCCUUCAGAAAUGCACUGGCCAACGCUGGUCUAUAACAAAUGUCCUGAAAAGCUUGUCAUCCUAACUGAUUCUAAGAAACUCUUAAUUCAGUCCUUUUGCUACUGUGUAGCAAAUGUUGCAAUGUUGCCUGCUGUACUGUAUCUUUUCUUCCCCUCCUCUCCCCCCCCCCCCCUUUGAUUCUUUUUUGCGAGUGUGUGGAAAUCAGGUUUGUGGGCUGAAAAUAUGGACUUUUCAUAAUGACAUUUUCAUGGCAUUUAUAGAGAUGCUGAAUGACCGGUGAUGGUAGUCUAUCCUAAAAUAUUUUGCAAAUGUAAAUAGGGAACAAAUGGAGAAUAUUUAUAAC
Messenger RNA from Mauremys reevesii (Reeves's turtle), 2563 nucleotides. It is a transcript of the gene GALNT18, whose product is annotated as polypeptide N-acetylgalactosaminyltransferase 18. The record is from RefSeq and is a predicted model, not a curated record. Lineage: Eukaryota; Metazoa; Chordata; Testudines; Geoemydidae. Gene Ontology annotation, cellular component: Golgi apparatus. The transcript is spliced from 11 exons. Bases 448 to 2196 code for a protein of 582 amino acids.